AAUUUCUUAUCAGUAAUCAGUGUGCACUGUGCAGUGUGCAGAAUGGCAGAAUACGUUGAGUACCAAAAGAUUAGCUAUUUCUGAAGUUGUGGGUCUACCGGAGGAGAGACUUACAUUAAAUGAGUCAGUUUUUAUCAAAAAGUGAACCAUGGUUGUCACACUAUUAGAUGGGGGUGUUUCCACGCAGUUAGCUAACCAUGUGGACAUCUCAACAGUUGAAAAGGGCGAUCCCCUUUGGUGUGCUAGAUUCUUGGUUACAGAUAAGCAAGCUGUCAUUAACACCCAUCGAGAUUAUGUCAGAGCGGGAUCGGAUAUUAUUGAAACUAACAGCUAUCAAGCAAGCAUUCCUGGAUUUAUGAAAUAUCUCAAUCUAAGUUUUGAGGAAAGUGUAGCUCUGCUCCAAGAGUCAGUCAAUUUAGCCAAACAAGCAAUUGAAGAAGAAAAAAAAGUAAAUCCAACCAUUGGAAAUGUUUUAGUUGCUGGCUCUUGUGGUUCAUAUGGUGCCUUCCUUCAUGAUGGCUCUGAGUAUCGAGGUGAUUUCAUGGAUAGAGUCAGUCUUGAAGAAAUUACAUCCUUUCAUGAGCAGAGAAUGAAAGCAUUGGUUGAUGCUAAUGUAGAUCUAUUAGCCAUUGAAACCAUUCCAACACAAGCUGAGGCAGAAAUCCUAACUGAGCUCCUCAAAAAAUUUCCGGGCAUCAAAGCUUGGAUAGCGUUUUCAGUAAAGGAUGAGUCUCAUUUAUCAUGUGGGGAUGAUUUUGUCAAAGCAGCUACGUCUGUUUGGUCCAAAAAUCCAGAGCAAUUAAUUGCUGUAGGAGUUAAUUGUCUCAAUCCAAAUUUUGUCAGUCCUCUUGUUUCUCCAAUCGUUAAACAAAUCCCAAUCAUUGCAUACCCCAACAAAGGUGAACUGUGGGAUGGUGUAAAUAAAAAGUGGGUCGGUCAAGAUGGAGAGAAUGUGAGGCCUCUGAUUGAUUAUGUUUCAGACUGGCUUGAUUUAGGCGUUUCUUACAUUGGUGGUUGCUGUCGCACAUCUGCAAGUGAUAUUGCUGCCUUCAGGCAGCUAAUUGAUUCCAGAAUAAAAGGUUCCAAAUAACUUUUAGUUUUCUUUGUUUUUAUUUUUUACCACUUUUUUGUUAUCUGUACCUACAUGUAUGAUGUACAUUGUAUUACACUUGUUGAUUUUUUAUUAUUAAAUUCUAUUUUUAAUUAACUGAAUAAA
Molecule: messenger RNA, 1216 nt
Organism: Bemisia tabaci
Lineage: Eukaryota; Metazoa; Arthropoda; Insecta; Hemiptera; Aleyrodidae
Biological process (GO): S-methylmethionine cycle
Molecular function (GO): zinc ion binding; S-adenosylmethionine-homocysteine S-methyltransferase activity
Source: RefSeq, a predicted model, not a curated record